UUUGCUUCCCGUACCCGAAUCCGCCAUAAUAGAAUUUCCGUUUGAAGUAGUUAAAACAUUUUAGGUUUGGGGGCGCAAUACUUUAUCCUAUUAAUUGAGAGAACUAGUUAUCAUACAAAGAGUAUCAUUCUACUACUGAACGACCGAAUGCUAGCAACAUUAUCCAGAGUUCGGCUCCGGCUACUUCAUAGAAGACAUUUGGGACUUACAUGUCUGUUGGCAGAGAGAGAACUCACCUUGAAGGUUCCAAGCAAGUAUGUCAGCACCUCUGCUCCACUGCAGGCUAAAGCCAGAACAAACGCAAAGAAAAGGGAGUUAUCCGAAAAGAAGCUGACCCACUACUUUGUAGACCACCGACGUGUACGGCUGGUGGCCGGUUCAGGUGGGAAAGGAGCCUGCAGCUUUCACAGCGAGCCUCGGAAAGAGUGGGGUGGACCAGACGGAGGAAACGGUGGUGAUGGAGGGAGCAUCUUCAUAAAGGCUGAUCGGGUUGUGAAGUCUCUGGUUCAAGUAGUCCCUGUGUACAAAGCAGAAGAUGGGCAAUCAGGGGGCAAUAAGAACUGUUAUGGUCGAAAUGGUCGCCCAUCAUUUAUUUCUGUUCCAAUUGGCACUGUGGUGAAGGAGCAGGGUAGGAUGCUUGUAGAUCUUUCUGAGCAUGGCCAGGAGUAUAUGGCUGUGUUUGGAGGAGCUGGAGGAAAGGGGAACAGGUUUUUUCUGUCCAAUGAGAACCGCGCUCCUGUGACUGCAACCCAAGGAAGUGAGGGCGAGGAGAUAGUUCUUCAUCUAGAGUUGCGCACUAUGGCCCAUGCUGGACUGGUUGGGUUUCCAAAUGCUGGAAAAUCUUCUUUGCUGAGAGCCAUCUCCAACGCCAGGCCUGCUGUAGCUCCUUAUCCUUUCACAACACUCAACCCUCAUGUUGGAAUUGUCAAGUACAGAGAUCACGAGCAAGUUGCAGUUGCUGACAUCCCAGGCAUCAUUCGAGGAGCGCAUCAAAAUCGAGGCCUGGGCGUCUCUUUUCUGCGACACAUCGAACGCUGCCGGUUCCUCCUCUUUGUGGUGGACUUGUCGUCCCCUGAGCCCUGGACCCAGCUCCAGCACCUGCGCUAUGAACUAGACCAGUAUGAGCCUGGGCUCUCUCAGCGACCUCAUGUCAUCGUCGCCAACAAAAUAGACUUACCCGAAACCCGGGAAAAGUUCCGGACUUUGAAGAGCCGUGUGACUCAAAGAGUCAUUCCUGUGUCAGCGGUCACUGGACACAACACAGAGGAGCUCAUUCUCCACCUUAGAGAGCUGUAUGACGGCUAUCUCCAUGGAGACGGUAGCACAGAGGAAGGAAAGCCUACAAGAUGGUAAUAAGUAAUUGUUUAUUUUUAAUAAACAUAAAACACUUUCCCAUUGUUUUGUGAAUAGAUGCUAUGUUUUUAAAUCAUAUUCCUUUAUUGUAGGUGAGUUUACAAAAUUGAAAAUUGUGCAACAAACUGGUUCACAGAUCAUUAACAAGUUAAUUCCUAAUUAUUUACAUACUAGACUGAAUUUAAUAAUUUUAAAAGCAGAUUUUCUGACUGUCAUACAGUUUGGACUGACAGUAUUUACUUGACCGCUUGGGGGCAGUAUCGGACAAACUGCUCCAAAACAAUUGUUAGUUUUCCUUCUAAGAGUAGUGUGUAAUGGAAAUGAAAUAAUACAUGUGAUUUUGUGUUUAUGUUUAACUAAAUAAAGUAGUCCAGAUGUAGUUUUUUUUUUUACAAUUUCAGUAUAUUUUCAGAAACAAAUGACAGGAAUAUGAAUGUAAAAUAAUCCAAAUUAUGUUUAAUUCUUAUUGUUGAAUUUCAAAAUCUGUCAAAAAUGUUGGUGACGUUUUUGCAUUUUUUUUAAGCCAGACAAACAGGAGUGGACGAUACUAGGAAUUUUGAUAUUGAAUAAAUAUAAUAUACAGACAAAACUGUCAAUUAGAUGAAAGUGUCCUUUCAACAGGUGGCCCACAGGCCACAUUUGGCCUGCCAAAGUCUAAUUUUAACACCAAACAUGACCCAAAAAAUGAAAUCAUGCAUAAUCAUUAAUGAAGGUUAUGUAUUGUAAAGAGACUGCAUAGCUUAAUAAACAAUGAAGAGUUCAAAUCUAAGUCAGGUUGAGCGAUUACAUGUACCAUUAUUGUUUUAUUUUUUA
Entelurus aequoreus (snake pipefish) is the source of this 2166-nucleotide messenger RNA. RefSeq names its product mitochondrial ribosome-associated GTPase 2 (gene mtg2). The record is from RefSeq and is a predicted model, not a curated record. The coding region runs from base 148 to 1353 and encodes 401 amino acids. Gene Ontology annotation, cellular component: mitochondrion. The transcript has 6 exons. Gene Ontology annotation, molecular function: GTPase activity; GTP binding; magnesium ion binding. Lineage: Eukaryota; Metazoa; Chordata; Actinopteri; Syngnathiformes; Syngnathidae.